AUGCUCAAGUCAAUCAGUCAGGGGGCGUUUGGACAGGUUUGGUUGGCCAAGAAGAAGACAACAGGAGACUAUUAUGCAAUCAAGAUCUUGAAAAAACAGGAUAUGAUUGUUAAGAAUCAGAUCAUGAAUGUGAAGUCGGAGUGCAAGAUUUUGAUGAAUCAGGCUGAUUCUGAUUUUGUUGUCAAACUCUUCUGUACCUUCUCUUCUAGAGAUCAUCUCUACCUUGUCAUGGAAUAUCUUAACGGCUGUGAUUGUGCUGCCUUGGUUAAGGAUCUUGGUAAUCUCCCUGAAGAGUGGAUGAGGAAUUAUGUUGCUGAGGUUGUCAUGGGAUUGGAGUAUCUUCAUUCAACUGGUGUUGUUGUGAUAUGGUAA
Puccinia graminis f. sp. tritici CRL 75-36-700-3 is the source of this 372-nucleotide messenger RNA. RefSeq names its product protein-serine/threonine kinase. The transcript has 2 exons. The coding region runs from base 1 to 372 and encodes 123 amino acids. The record is from RefSeq and is a predicted model, not a curated record. Gene Ontology annotation, molecular function: protein serine/threonine kinase activity; ATP binding. Gene Ontology annotation, cellular component: nucleus; cytoplasm. Gene Ontology annotation, biological process: intracellular signal transduction; peptidyl-serine phosphorylation. Lineage: Eukaryota; Fungi; Basidiomycota; Pucciniomycetes; Pucciniales; Pucciniaceae.